AGGCUGGAUCUCGCUGGAGUGACACCUCUGGAUCUGUGAUCCCAGCAAUCAGCACCAGUGAGGAGCUUGGCUCAUUACACUUCUUUCUGCUGUCCUUUGCUGUGCACAUCUGUGUCACUGGACCCAUCCCUUGCUGCUUCCCUCUUUGCCUUGUCACCCCUUUUGGCCAGGGCCCUGAUCAGCUCCCUUUGCCCCAGCAGGUGCCCCCAGGCCUGACUGGGCUGGGAGGGGGCCGGAACCCACAGGGCUGAGCGCCCACGGGCACUGCCUUUGCCUCCCUCAGGGCAGCAGCUUUGCCUCAACCAACCACCCUCCAUGGCCUUGCCUCUGGGCUGCCAAUUGCUUUUAAGCAAGAGUGAAGCUGCUGCUGCUGGGCUUUGCUCCCAGCCACUGCCUCUGGGGGUGAAUCCCGGCUCCAUCACCUCCCUCCUGCCCAAAUGGCCUCUGGGCUCAUGCCAGGGAUGUGCAAAGUGCUGCCACAUCUGUCCCCUCCUGAGCCCAGGGAGCAGCCCUGGAGAGCCCCUGCAGCAGGGGUGUGCCUGGGCAUGCUGCCAGAAGGGCAUGUUCACAGCAAAAGCAUUGUCAAAACCCCCAGAUUACUCAACAACUUUCAUUUUUGAGCGAGGCAGCGCAGGAGGAAAUGGGACAGGCUGGGACAGGGUGACGAUUUGCUUCGGUUUCCGGACAGCUCAGCUGGGAUCAGGGACCCCUCCAAGGUGCCUGGUGACGGCCAAGCAGCUCCUGCUCCAGCCCAGAGUCCAGGAAAGAGCUCAGGGUCUCCAGGUUGUGCUCCAGGGAGGAGGAUGCUCUGCGGUUCCCCCAUCCACUGCUCUCUGCUGGCUUUUGUCAUUUCCACUUUAGUUUUCCAAGUUCCUCAGGGGCACUCAGCUCCACUCACCGUCACUGGACCCCCCGGCCCCAUCACCGUGGCCAAGGGCGAGGACGUGGUGCUGCCCUGCAGCUUCUCCCCGGGGCAGAAUGCACAGGACACGGAGGUGACCUGGUUUCGGGAGCAGUUCUUGCCCUUUGUGCAUCGCUACAAGUUGGGCCAGGACCAGUUUGGGGAGCAGAUGGUUCAGUACCAAGGGCGCACUGAGCUGGGGAAGGACGGCCUUGCCAAGGGCAGCGCGGACUUGAGGAUCUUCCGUGUCCAACUCUCUGACACAGGGAGUUACACCUGCUUUGUUCAACGUGGCUCAGAUUACGAUGAGGCUGUGGUGGAGCUCCAGGUGACAGCCAGCGGCUCUGCCCCGCUCAUCGCGCUGGAGCGCUACGAGCACGGGGGGAUCCGGGUGGCCUGUCGCUCUGCCGGCUGGUACCCACGGCCCCGGGUGCUGUGGCACGAUCCCCACGGGCGCCAUCUCCCGUCCCUCUCGGAAAACGCUACCCAGGACAAGAACGGGCUCUUUGCAGCUGAGAGCAGCAUCAUCCUCACCAGGGCUGGGACCCAGGAACUCUCCUGCUCGGUGCAGCACCUCCCGCACACACCAGGGCAGGGACCAGCCCUUUACGUCUCAGAUACCUUUUUCCAAUGUGCCCAUCCUUGGAGGAUUGCCCUGGGCGUGGUCCUGGCUGCUGUGGCUGCUCUCCUUAUUAUCACUGUUUACCUAUUUAAAAUUAAAGGUACCAUCCUGGGUUUGGGGCUGGGGAAGGGGCUGGGCAGCCAUCCUACUCAGCCACCUCCAGUCCGGAGGGAUGAGGGGGUUGAGAAACACCGGGAUGGAACCAGAGUCUUGUCCUGGUGUCUCAGGCACGUGUUUGGUGCCAGGGAACUUAAAAACCCACGAGGAACAGGCCCAGGAACUCGCCUGGAGAAGACACGCAGUGCCUAUAGAAGCAGGAAACUAAGUCUCGUCUUUCCUGCCUCCCUUUCAUUUGGUGCAUGUCCCACUUCCAGGCAAAUCUGGAGGAUCCUUGUCCUCGCGAACGUGGUUCUGGAUCCAGACACAGCCCACUGUGAGCUUGUCCUGUCUGACAAUGGCAAAAGUGUGAAACGACUUGACACACGACAGGACAUCCCCGACACCCCUGAGAGAUUUUACCCGUGGCGCUGCGUUCUGGGCCGUGAGGGCUUCACCUCGGGGAGACACUACUGGGAGGUGGAGGUGGAGGAUGCAGGAGGAUGGGCUGUGGGGGUGUCUAGAGAAGAUGUGAGAAGGAAGGGUGAUAUUGAGUUUAAACCAGAGGAAGGCAUCUGGGCAGUGGGGAACUGGGCAGGGCACUUCCAAGCUCUCACCUCCCCUGAUCGCAUUCCCCUUCCCAAAAUCAAGGCUCCCAGGCGGAUCCGGGUCUCUCUGGAUUAUGAAAUGGGACGGGUGUCAUUUUUCAGCGUUGAUGAGGAGAUUCCCAUCUUCGCAUUUCCACUGGCAUCAUUUGGGGGGAUAAAAGUCCACCCUUGGGUCUGGCUGGGUCCUGGGACAUAUCUGAAAAUAUGGCCCUGAUGAAAGGGAAGGAGGAAGACAUGGCUUUUUUAAGGGACCUGGGGAGUUCAGACUCACAGUAAGACUGAGGUUGGAAGGAACCUGUGGAGGUUUCUGUGGCAACCACCUGCUCAGAGCAGGGUUAACCUCAGGGCUGCCUUCAGUGUCUUUGGACCUUGUUCAGCUGAGUGUUGCAGGGUCUCCAAGGGCAAAGGUCUCAUUACCUCUCUGGUCCAAUGCUGCAUCUCUCUCAAGGGUAAAAACCAACCCUUUCUGUGUGAUCAGAAUUUCUCCAGUCGCGACUCGUGGUUGUUGUGUCUCAUCCUCUCCCUGCUGAACACCAAUUACACCAAAAAGGAAUCACUUUG
Messenger RNA from Pseudopipra pipra, 2788 nucleotides. Its product is annotated as butyrophilin subfamily 1 member A1-like. Gene Ontology annotation, cellular component: external side of plasma membrane. The transcript is spliced from 9 exons. The record is from RefSeq and is a predicted model, not a curated record. Bases 804 to 2441 code for a protein of 545 amino acids. Lineage: Eukaryota; Metazoa; Chordata; Aves; Passeriformes; Pipridae. Gene Ontology annotation, biological process: T cell receptor signaling pathway; regulation of cytokine production. Gene Ontology annotation, molecular function: signaling receptor binding.